This is a messenger RNA of Cydia splendana, 501 nucleotides long. RefSeq names its product chorion class high-cysteine HCB protein 13-like. Gene Ontology annotation, biological process: chorion-containing eggshell formation; multicellular organism development. Gene Ontology annotation, cellular component: egg chorion. The record is from RefSeq and is a predicted model, not a curated record. Gene Ontology annotation, molecular function: structural constituent of egg chorion. Bases 63 to 470 code for a protein of 135 amino acids. The transcript is spliced from 2 exons. Lineage: Eukaryota; Metazoa; Arthropoda; Insecta; Lepidoptera; Tortricidae.
AAAACUAGGUUUUUAUAUCGAAUAAUCAUUCUAGUGAAAACUUCCACUAAGAACAAAUCAAAAUGGCAUUUAAAGUUGUGAUCGUCUGCGCUUUUGCUCUCCUUGUCCAGACCAUCUCCGGUCAGAGUUGCGGCUGCUCAUGUGGCAGCUCUAAGGGCUCCAUCGGCUACGGCUCCAGCAGCUCCGUCAGCGCCAACUCCAUCUCCAUCCAGAAUAGCGGCGGCGACCUCCUCGUUAGCAGCGUCGGCCCCAUCUCCCCCUCCGGCAUCGCCGUCUCCUCUGACCUCAACCUGAACGGAGACUUGAAAGUCAACGGUGAACUGCCGUUCCUGAGCGCCGUGAAGUUCUCUGGCGAAUACGACACUAAAGGGUCUGGCUGCGUGGACUACAGCUGCGGCACCUGCGGGAACGUGGCCAUCACCAGCGUGCAGGGCGGCGGCUCCGGCUGCGGCUGCGGCUCCAAAUACUAAGAGCACGUAUAUCGACGGGUGACUCGAAAAU